Messenger RNA from Hydractinia symbiolongicarpus, 19532 nucleotides. RefSeq lists its product as uncharacterized. Bases 273 to 10430 code for a protein of 3385 amino acids. The transcript is spliced from 36 exons. Gene Ontology annotation, molecular function: ATP binding; ATP-dependent chromatin remodeler activity. The record is from RefSeq and is a predicted model, not a curated record. NCBI's taxonomy places the organism in Eukaryota, Metazoa, Cnidaria, Hydrozoa, Anthoathecata, Hydractiniidae.
GAGCAUGUCAUCUCGAAAGGAACGAAUAGCAUGCUCUGAAUAAAAUGGAGGACAGAAGAUUAUUGAAAUUACUCAAUGUUUACAUGAAUUUUUUGUAGAUUGAUAAUGGUCAUCCUGUUUAAAGAUAAUAUAGGUACAUUCCAACGUGUACAGACAUAAUUACUGUUUGCGGGAUGACAAUAAUAAUACAAAGAAAUCACUUAACAAAACUCGUCUGGUUUUUAAAUCGUUUGCAUCUUGGUAGCUAGUUAACUAAUUAAGACACUACCGAAAUGAAUCCUAACUAUAUGAAUUUCUUCGAUCCAUCCAAUGGAGGGAUGCCAAUGGGAAGUGGUUUUAAUAACCAAUCAACAUUUUCAAAUAUGAAUUCAAAUCCCAGUAGUUUUUUGGAUAUGAUAAAUGGCCCACCUAUGAUGCCUCCAACAGGGCAACAAUCUAUGCCACGCUUUAAUCCAUAUAGUAGUAUGUAUGGACCAAGUGCUAGUCCAUAUGGAAUGGAGAAUUCUGCAGCAAGGUUGCAACAGUUCGCAAGACAGUUAGCACCAAGACCAAAUCCAUAUGGCAUGGCGGGACAUGGUAUUCCAGAUCAAAUGGCGUUAUAUAACAUGCAACAGCAGAUGCGAAUGCGAUUAAAACAACAACAAAUGUCUGACUUUAAUACACGACAACGUUUCAGUCAACAUUUAUCUUCUUGGCCUCGAAUGCCUCCUGGCAUGCCUCAAUUGCAACAGCAAACUGCUCCCAGGAACUCUAUCGGUAUGAUGCAUAAUGCAGUCAUACCAGAUGAUCCUUUACAGAUGAAUAAUAUGCCACCAAUGCAAAGCCCACAGCCGCCAGCUCCUUUCAGAAAAAUGCCAGUUCUAGAUGAAGCACCACCUUCACUAAGGGGGCAGCCACCUUUAGUUCAACAACAACAGCAACAAAAACAAUCAACUUAUAAUUCACAACAAUUUGUAAAUAGAAUGUUUGGAAGUCCCCCUGCAAACACUGUAGACUCUUCGCCAUAUUCAGCUACUCCUCAACAGCCAGUUAAUUUAAAUUCGGAUUCUUUAAACCUCCCAAAUAUGAACUUUCCUUCUCCACAACAAAAUCAGCAACAUUUCAUGAGCAACUUUACAAAUGAAAUUAAUAACUUACCACAAUCACCAAACUUAAGUAACAUACCACAAUCUCCAAAGCUAACACAUUUUGGACCAAGUCCAGCUUCUUCUGUAAGUUCUUUUGAGCAACUACCUCCUAACACUACAGCGCAAAAUUCUAUCACUGCCACAGCAGCAGUUACCUAUCCAGCUCAAGCAACUAAUCCAACUGUUGCCACUGCAGCUAUGAAUUACACACCUUCCCAAAGUUUUCAAAUGUCUCCACCUGUUGACAAACAAAAACCGACCAACAGUUUUGUAGCUCAAGGACAAAAAUUUCAGACUUUUUUUCUUCAAAUGGAAAACAUUCAACAACAAAUAAAUCGACUAAAGUUAAUGCCGCCAUCAGAACAGACUACGAGUCAAAUACAAUUGUUAUCCCAACAGUAUCAAAGCAUCUUUCGACAAUAUGAAGAAGUCAAGCAACAGUCAGAAAACCUGGUUAAUAAGCCAGGUGAUACAUUGCAACUGAGUACUUCACAAUCCAAUGAUCCACAACAGCAACAACAACAAGUAUCUACUGAUAUACCAUCAGGAAAUUUGUUAGAAGACCCAUUGAUGGAAAGUGGUUUAAAUAUACCUGAACUUGAUGGUUUAGAUAAUAAAGAUAAUUUUUUGAAUGAUGAAAACAAAAACGAUAGUUUAUUUUCUGCAGCAUUUUUAGGAGGUUCUGACUUGUUUCCUGCGUCUUCAUUGUUUGGUAGCGAUUCUCUUGGUGUUGAUAUUAAACUAGAGGAUGAAAAGAAAAUAGAUUUUCCACUAACUGAUUCACAACAAAAACCAUUUCAAGAGCAAAUUUUAGAACAAGGAGUACAAAACAAUGUAAAAAGUGAACCUGGGUCUAUGCAAAGCCAACCUGGUUUGUCAAUAAGUAGUCAGCAGCAACAUAACCAAGCACAAUACUAUCAGUCACUUCAACCACUUCGUCCAGUUAUGAAACCAAAUGAACCUUUCUUACCAUUUCCAUUUCAUCACCCUCAAUUUGCUCCACAGCACAAUCAAAUGAUCCCGCAGCAUAUGCUAUCAGUGUCUGAUUUUCUGCCAAAAAGUGCCCUUACUACAACAAUAACAAUGACUAGUUCCAGUAUGAAUCCUUAUACGUGUUUUUCUAAUAUGCCACCUAGUUUACAUAAUUUUCAACAUCCUAGGGGUGGCAAAGGAAAAGGGAAGUCAGGCAAAGGUUCUGGUAAAGUUGGUGGAAAGGGAAAAGGUGGUCGCCCUUCUGGAAACACCAAUAGAAAGAAAAAGAAUUCUAAAGAACUUAAAAAGGCUUCUGAUUUUGAUCCUGAUGAUUUUGAUAAUUUAGCACCAAAUGAACUUUUACAAAAUGACAAUGAUCCUGAAAUGAAACGAUCCCUAAGAGAGCGGACUAAGAAAAAAAAUUAUAAGGAUGACUUUGAUUACAAUCUUUCGGAUGAAGACGAGAAGAACAAAGUUGAAAAAGAAGGUGGUACUGCAACAGAUAAGGAAGCUAUUGAACCUGUUAUAUCUGGUGGUGUUAACCAGCUGGUUGCAUAUCGUCCAAAUUUAGAAGCUGAAGGAGAAAUAGCUAUAAUUGAAAAGAUAUUAGCCAUGCGAAUGGUACAAGCAGAGCAAGUAGAAAAACAAGAAGGUGAAGAAUCUUCAUCCGAAAAAAAUGUUGAAGAAUUUUUUGUAAAAUAUAAAGGAUACUCCUACUUGCAUUGUGAAUGGGGAACUGUUGAAUAUCUUGCAAAGAAGGACAAAAGAGUUCAUGCAAAGGUCAAGCGGUUCAAGCAAAAGCGAGAUAUGUCUUAUGCUUUUCUUAAUGAACUUGAUGACGAGCCAUUUAAUCCCGAUUACUUGGAAAUUGAUCGAGUUCUUGAUGAACAAACAACCACGGACCCCGUCACUAAUGAAAAAAUUUAUCAUUAUCUUGUUAAGUGGAGAGCUUUGCCAUAUGAAGAAAGCACGUGGGAGCUACAGAUGAACAUAGACGAGGCUAUAAUUAAGCAUUACGAAGAAUUAAAGAAGCCCCCACCCGAGUAUCAAAGAAGGUAUAUGCAACGUCCUCAUGAAUCAGAAUGGCGAAAUUAUACUCAAUCACCAAUAUACAAGAAUGGGAACAAGUUGCAUAACUAUCAGUUAGAAGGUUUAAACUGGCUCACAUUUUGUUGGUUUAAAGGAAUGAACUGCAUUUUGGCUGAUGAAAUGGGCUUAGGAAAAACAAUUCAAAGCAUUUCUUUGUUGUGUGCCAUCAAGCAAUAUGGCAUUCGUGGUCCAUUUCUUGUUAUUGCACCAUUAUCUACAAUUGCAAAUUGGCAGCGAGAGUUUGAGAGUUGGACUGAUAUUAAUGCUAUUGUAUACCAUGGUAGUGCGUUAAGCAGAAACAAUAUUCAGCAGUAUGAAAUGUACUACAAGAAUGAAAAUGGUGAAUUCAUUACAUCAAUAUACAAGUUUGAAGCUAUCAUUACCACCUACGAAAUGGUUUUAAGUGCUAACUCAUUCUUCAGUACUAUCCCAUUUCGCUGUUUGAUUAUUGAUGAAGCCCAUCGAUUAAAAAAUCAAAAAUGUAAGCUAAUGGAGGGAUUGAAUAACUUACAAAUGGAUCACGUAGUUUUGCUUACUGGAACGCCGUUACAAAAUAAUGUGGAAGAAUUGUUUAGUUUGUUAAACUUUUUGGAGCCAACUCGUUUCCCGUCACAAGCAGCGUUCAUGUAUGAAUUUGGUAGUUUAAAAACAGAAGCCCAAGUUGAAAAACUGCAACAGAUUUUAAAACCUAUGAUGCUGAGAAGAUUGAAGGAAGAUGUUGAUCAGAAUAUAGCUGCUAAGGAGGAAACCAUUGUUGAAGUUGAGCUUACAACAAUCCAGAAAAAGUUCUACAGAGCAAUUCUCGAAAAGAAUUUCAGCUUUUUGGCAAAAGGUGGUGGCUAUGCAAACUUACCAAAUUUAAUGAAUACAAUGAUGGAAUUGCGAAAAUGUUGUAAUCACCCUUUUUUAAUAAAGGGUGCAGAAGAUAAAAUAGUAUCAGAUUAUCUGUCUACAUCUGACGAUCCUGAAAGGAAUUCAAAACAACUGAAAGCCCUGAUUGAAUCUUCUGGCAAGAUGGUUUUAAUUGACAAGUUGUUACCAAAGCUCAAAGAUGGUGGACAUAAAGUGUUAAUAUUUUCACAAAUGAUCAAAGUGUUGAAUUUAAUUGAGGACUAUCUGCUAUCAAAUAGAUAUUUAUAUGAAAGAAUUGAUGGUGGUGUGCAAGGAAAUGUUCGACAAGCAGCAAUUGAUCGUUUUUGUAGACCUGACUCAGAUAGAUUUGUGUUUUUGCUUUGUACACGUGCUGGUGGACUGGGUAUUAACUUAACUGCUGCUGAUACUGUUAUAAUAUUUGACAGUGAUUGGAAUCCACAAAAUGACCUCCAAGCACAAGCUAGGUGUCAUCGCAUCGGUCAAGAAAAACCUGUGAAAGUUUAUCGUUUAAUUUGUAGAAAUACAUACGAGCGUGAAAUGUUUGAUAGGGCAAGUUUGAAAUUAGGGUUGGAUAAAGCAGUGUUACAGAAUAUGAACAACAAGGACAAUUCUGCCUCUGGUCAACAAGCUAUGAGUAAAAAAGAAGUUGAGGAGUUGUUAAAAAAGGGAGCUUAUGGUGCUGUUAUGGAAAAUGACGAAGAUGCUAACAAUUUCUGCGAAGAGGACAUUGACCAAAUUCUACAAAGAAGAACACAAAUUAUACAGAUUCAAGGUGAAGGAAAAGGUUCAACAUUUGCUAAGGCAAGUUUUGUAUCUGAUAAGGCUCGUCAGGAUAUUGACCUUGAUGAUCCAGACUUUUGGAAAAAGUGGGCGAGAAAAGCUUCUGUUGAUUUAGAAGAGCUUGAGAAGGAUCAGCAGCUCAUUGUUGAUGAACCACGUAAGCGCAAGCAAACUAAACGUUUUGGGAAUGAUGGUGAUGCAACUGUUGAAAUGUCUGAUCUGGAAUCUGAUGAUGAAACAUACGAGCCUCAUAAAUCAAAUCGCUCUGGUAAAAAUGCUUCUUUGGGACCCAUUGAGCGUGCAGCAUGGACCCGUGUUGAAUGCUUUAAAGUGGAGAAGAUGUUACUUAUCUAUGGAUGGUCACGUUGGCAAGAAAUAAUAUCACAUGCUCAUUUUCGCCAGGAAGUUCGUCAUGCUGAUAUUGAAGCAAUCUCACGAACUAUUCUUGCAUUUUGUUAUCGCCAUUACAAAAUUGACGAACGAAGUAAACAGUUUUUUGUUGAUUUAAUAAAUGAGUCUGUCCGUAAAGCACCUGUUAAAAAUGAUAAGUUAGACAUCACAAAUCAGAUAUUGGGAUCUGCUCCCACUAAAGGAAUUCGUGGACGUAAACGAGGAAAUAGUGGCAGAAAUGCAUUAAGACGCCUGACACAUCAGUACAGCAAACCUGCACUUGUUGAAUGUGGUCUCGAUUGGUUAACAGUAGAUCCAGAUACAUUAAUCAUUGAUGCUGGGUAUAGAAAACACUUGUUACACCAUUGCAAUAAGAUCAUGACUCGUGUCCGAUUUCUACAUUGUUUGCAUCAUGACAUUAUCAAGGAGGCAGCUGGUCCUAUUAUGGAAGGGAAACCUUUGGUUGAAGUUAACUUCACAGUGCCGCCUGUUGAUGGUGAAUUGCCUGCUGCUUGGUGGGACGAUUCAGCAGAUAAGUCUCUGUUGAUGGGUACCUUUAAACAUGGUUACGAAAAAUAUCGUUCAAUUCGGAACGACCCAUGUUUAUCAUUUUAUCACAAACUUGGUCCAUUUGAGUUCAACGAAAAAGUCCCAGGAUCUCCAGACAGCAUCAAUAACCCAGCUUCCGUUGAACGAACUGAAGAUACCAGUGAUCCUGAAUUCUCAGUUUUUACGAAAAAAAAGAGCAAAUUAAAAAAAGAUGUUGAUGAAGAAGACUCCCUGAUUGAAUCAGAAGAAGAAAAGGAGGCGUAUUCGUUAACUGCAUCACCAGCUUCUGUUGCUUCAUCUAAAGAUCAACAAGCUGAUGUGAAAAAUUCAACCAAUUCUGCAUUGCGAUGGCCACUUGCUACAGACAUGAACACAAGGUUGAGGCGAUUAGUGUCGUCUUUUCUUCGAUCUACUGAAAAAGAGUAUCUUGACGUUAUAAAAGCCGAAAAGGAUAAACAAAAGCAGGAAAGACUUGCACAAAUUGCUAUUGAGCGUCAGAGAAAAAAGGCUGAAAUGCAACAGAAAUGGACCAGAAGAGAAGAAUCAGAUUUUUAUAGAAUCAUUUCUAAUUAUGGUGUUGUAUAUAAUCGAACGCUAAAGAAGUAUAACUGGGAUAAAUUUAGAAUUAUGGCUAAACUUGAUAAGAAACAAAAUGGAACUUUGACAGCUUAUUAUGAAGAAUUUAUGGCAAUGUGCAGAAAAGUCUGUGGUAGAUCCACUGAAGAAGAUAUGUUGAAGUAUAAAGGAAGUCAAUUAGAAGAAAUAUCAGAGGAAAGAGCCAGUCGUUGUAUUCAACGUAUUAAAUUACUUUCGAAAAUACGUGAACAGGUUCUUGUACAUAGCAAGUUAGAAGAACGUCUAAGGUUGUGUCAAAAAUCAAUGGAAUUUCCCACUUGGUGGGUGACUGGAAAACAUGAUAAAGCACUACUGGAAGGAGUUGCUAAGCAUGGUCUUUGGCGCACUGAAUAUCAUGUUUUGUUAGAUCCUGAGUCAGUUUUUAAGGAGAUUGUUGAUAAAUCUCGGAAAAAUAAGCAAACUGUUGCUGUCAAGUCAGAAAUUGUUAACGUUAAAAUGGAAUCACCACGACUUGUAAAUGGAGAACAUUCUGAUGAAACUUUGACAAGUAUAAAAAAGGAUCAUAUUCAACAAAACAGACAAGAUUUUGAAGAUAGCGACAGUCGCUUACCAUCUGACAUCAGGAUAGCACUACCUGUUCUCACUGAUGAAUACGCCCAUAUCCUUUCCUCAUGGCCCAAGGAAAAAAUCAUUGUUAGCCACUUGGAUAAAGUUUGUAUGUGUGUUAUGAAAGGAGAGUGGCCAAAAGCAACCAGAUUUGAUAUUAAUCCCGUCAUUACCAAAUUACCUGUGUUAUCGAGACCAAUUGUUAGUACGGUUGGCCAUUUCACACGCGCUGAAUUCACUUCUGAUAAAACAUCGGAUCGUCGUGGGGAAGAAGCAGCUGGUAACAGAGAUUUUAAAAUCAAAAGUAUCGAUGGGUUAAAAUUAACCGUAAAAACUGAAGCUAAAAAACGAAAGCGAAAAGUAGAAAUUAACAACGAUACAUCGAAAAAUGUUUCCGUGCUAACUUCAGACGUUGGGAAAGUAAGUGGAGUGUAUGAUCAUGCGAGUAAAUAUGAGAAGACAAAGAGAAGUGAUGGGAUUUCAGUUGUUGAGGUGUUCAAUCGACAACCUCACGGGAGUGUGCAAAUACAUAUCCCUAAAACAGCGAUUACAGCUUCGGUUGCUUCCUCGCAUCGUACCGUCAAUACCAAACAAAUCAUUCACUUUCCAGCUAACGUAAAGGUUCCAAAAGUUGCUCCAUCUACAGUAAAAAUACCCACGAUAACCAGUCCAAGUCUUGGAAAUAUUAAAUUAACUGUUAGUUCGAUCGCUUCGGCGAAGGCUAAGAAUCAUGCAACUAUUACGAAAACUACCAGUAUCGAAACCCCGAAACCUGAACCUCCUAGUACCGAAAAUGUGAAGAAGGCUGAACAUUUAAAGGAUCAAAAACAUUCAGACCAACCGGUUGGUAUUCAUAUCGAUAGUCCUAACGCAAACGUCCGGAUUGUUGGUUCUAAAAUCGAAGUUACGGAAAAACCGAGCAUAAAGAGAAAGAUUGAUAUGUCUGAGGUCAUAUUAAAGGUACCAGAUCCUUCGAAGUUUCUGCCGAAUAAGGAAGUAAAAAAACGCCCUCGUUCUUCACCUAAGCACGUCGUUAAACCGUCGACAGACGUUUUCUCAAUGGAUCAUAGUCAAAUGCCCAAGGUAGCUCCAACGAAGAAGCCGUGUGAACAUCGACAAGCUUCACCGUCUACGCCUAAAGAAAAUAUAAGAACGCGACCUGAACGUUCUGCCAAAAAACGUGCAAAGGAUUCCAUAUCAGAGAUAACAGAAGCUGAACACAUGUCACUCCCAAAGGAGUUGAUGUCGCAUGAUGAAUUAAGUGAAGCGCGUUCUCACAAACCCUGGCCAGAGCUGCAUUCACCAUCUCGUUUGGUUAGUUCCAGGGAUUACUUUCGCUACGAAUAUUUUACAGAUAGAAGCCCGCUUUCGCCAGAAGCCAUCCAUCGACGCAAUUCACGAUCUCCUAUAAUGCGACACCGUUUGUCACCAGAGCGACGAAUACAUUCUCCACCAUUGCACUCUCUUCAUGGGAGACCUUUGUCGCCGGCACGUCACCGACAUAGCCAUUCUCCACCGCGACAUUUUCACGAUCAUGGUCCAAGAUUGCACGAGAUGGAUGACCAUAUAAACCAUCUACAUUACACAGAACCCCUUUCGCCUCGUUAUCGUAGUAAAGAGUCUCAUUUUUACCAUUCUGAUGAAAGCAGGUCUCCAUUUUACUAUGAAUACCGCCAUGACAAAGAAAGAGCGUAUAGUGAGGGUUUGUCGCCUGUUUUUAAGCAUGGUAGAUUAUCUCCAGGCAUAGAGAAACGAUCACCCAUUUCUCAUAAGCAUGAAACUUUUCCUUUUGUUCACCUGACAGAACCAAGGUCUCCUCCAUCCAGUCACAAAUUAAAGACUCAUCGUCAUGAUAUACACUCCCCAAUUCAAGAGGGUCGUUUUCCGUACGGGCAUGUUCAUUGGGAAGGUUCGCCAAAGUAUAAGAGAGACGUAGUUGCGUCAUCAGUGCGCUCUCCUCCUUUGGAUUCUUAUCAAUAUCAGCCGUUGUCAAGGUUAACACCAGAGAGUAAGUCUGUAACUUCUCAUACAUUUGCGAGACCAGACCAUCGUCCUCGCGAAAUAACUUCGCCAGGUCAACGAUCACUAUCCGAAAGACGUGUAAUUUCUCCUGAUAUAGGUAAAAAGUAUGCAGAUACUAGCAGUGAAAAGAAACAAAAGAAGCGGUUGUCAAGCGAGUCGAGUAAAUAUGAAAAGCCUUUGUCUUUUUAUCCAGCGGAUCCACCUAAAUCUAGUAAAGAAGUUAAAGUUAUUACAAAGCCAAAGCCGUUAAAUAUUGAUCGAUCAGUAAUCGAAAUACCUGAACAAACCGGGAGAAUACAAUCGACUGAAAGAAAAACACCGACCACGAAGCGUAAGGGCAUUGGGUUGUUAGAAAUGAAAAUUCAAGGACUUAAAAAACAGAAAAUGGGACAAUUUGGAGACAGCAGUUCUCCUGUUAGUAGCGAUGCUAUAUCUAGUUCAUUCUUUGGGGAACCUACAACAACAAUAACUUCACCGAGUGCGUCAACCGAUCGCUCGGUGACAACCAGUAAAUCAAAAAGCAUUUCUGACGUGAUAAACAGUCUGUCCACGAACAUCAAAGUUUCGGUUGCUUCUCCUAAGACCCAAAAUAAUUCGGAAUCUGGAAAUCAUUUAAAACAGUCAAGUUCAAGAAGCGUGAAAUCUUUACACUUAGACGCAAUAGCGAAAAACCUGUCCCGCUCGUUGGAAAACAAGGUGACUGAUACAGUUACAUCACCAAAUGAAAAGAAACACGAAGAAAAGAAACCGACAAGCAAGUUUGAUUCGAUGAUAUUAAAACUAAAGGAAAAGAAAGAGUUCACAGAGCAGACAAGCACCACCUCGCCCUCUGAAAAGUUAACAGAUAAGGAUAAAAACCGUGGGAGUGGCUCUAUUAAUAUUGCUCAAACAUCGCGUGCUCAAUGUGCGCCAACUGUUACUAGUACAACUGAAAAUAUUGGGGGAAAAUCUUCAAUCAAUUCAACGGAAAAUGCAACGAAUACGCAAAAACCAUCAAAAGUUUUUAACGCAGAACUACACCCUCCGCCUCCACCGCUUGUAAAAGACUCGUCUGGCGUAACAAAUGCAGCUGCAGACCUUGGCGUAAAGUCGCCUGGUCCUGUGAAUUCAAAUAAUGACCACUCGCAUACGACUGAUACACAGACACUAAAAAACAAACCCGUCGAUGCAAACGCAGAAAAAUGUAACAAGUCUGUUGCACACCAGAACAAAGGCGAUAUUUUAACUACAAAUAUCCAACACGAUGUUAAUAAAACCGAGAAAGAUAGUUUAUCAACAGUGUCAGAUGACGUCAUUUCUAGAAAUAUCUUGCUAGAGAACCUACAAAACAAGGAGUUGAAGGAAGAAGUAACUUUCAAAAAUUCUUUGGAAAGUACAGGUAGUGCUACGCACAUAUCGACAAUUACGAAACCGAUUAACGAGACUGUACAUACUACUUUAUCAUAGAUUAAAAUUUUAAAUUUUGCAUACCUCAAUAAAAGCAGUGUAAAUAGGAUUUUAUUAUUUUAAUUUAAGCUCUCUAUUUUUCCUGUCUUUCCCUCCACGUAAUUAAUAUUAAAAUAGUGAAUGUUUUUUAGACAGCAUGGUAAGAAAUAAUUUGACUAAAUUUUAUGACCUCAAUUUUCAGACGUCGUGAAAUUUAAACUUUAGAAAAAAGUGAUAUUCGAGCUUUUUUAUUAUAUUUUUUGUAGAUUAUUUAGUUUUAUAAUUCUGGACACUCAGGAUUUUUUAACUUACAAAAGAUAAAUUAAAGCAAAUUUUCUUCUGAGUGUUGAUCGCGUGUGGGCGAGUGUUACAGCUGUACCACGUUUUGCCGACCUUAUCAGUGACUGAAAGUUUGAUAAAGCAGUGAAAUGCUAUUUUAAACAACAAAUGCAGUGUUAAACAAGAAAACACUAUAUAUUACCCUUUAAUUACAUAUUUAUAUUGUCAAACGGUGGGAGAAUUUUAAUCUUUUGCCAUACAGUAGAAAAAUAUUUUGCCAUGAUACUACAGGGCGUGACCAUACCUAAAAUCCCCAAAGAAAAUUGAUUCUUCCUAAAAUGUAUGUUACACGUUUUUGGUAUAUUCUCCUAAAUUCUCCUUCUCUAAACUCCUAAAAUCGAGAAUUUAAAAGGGAAGAGAGGGAAGUUUAAAUGAACGAUGAAAUUGUUCGACGUUAAAAACGUUCGAUUGGACUUAAGGUUGGGAAGUUUCAGUCUCAGACAAACCGUGGUGCAACUGCAAAACAGCCUAUCCUUUUUUAUUUAUUUAUUAUUAUUAUUUUUUUUUUUUUGCUUGUUAAACUGUCCUGACUUGUUUGUAAUUUGUAACAUGAUUUAUGUGUUCGUUCUCUCAUUCUACUUAAUUAAUUAUUUAUCACAAACUGCAGACUUUAUCACCAAAUUUUGGUAUUUAUAUCGUGUCCGUCAGAAAUACAAGCCUUUUUAAAAAACUGUUUUAAUUGAUGUCCAGAAAGUCCGUGUAAGAGGCCUCGUGUCCGUACUUUUUUAUCAACACUAGGAUCGAAAGAAAGUAAGCUUAGCUCGACUGCAAAUAGAAAACAAAUAGAUAAUUCUUUUGAUUCUGAAAUUGGUGCACUGUUGGUGCACAAACCACGGAAUGCUUUCUGUAAAUUAAUCAAUCAGAAGAAAAAAAAUGCGAUAUAAGAUAGAAACACCAGUUGAUGAAAAGGAUUCGAAAACAUCCCUACUGAAAUCGUCACAUCAGCUAUACGGUUUUGCACAGUGUUUUUGUUAAACCCUCAUAAUCUUCGUUUUUCCUUGUUAAGAAGUAAGCUGAUGCAUGCUUUUCUUUAACGCUCUAUUGGUGGUUAGGUACAUAGGAAGAUUGAAAAUGAAGUUUUCCUUAAAAAAAUUUGCAAUCUGGUGGGCGCUCUUCGCGCGGCUAAGCCAAAUGUUAAUCUCGGUCCUGCACUUAUAUAGCGGUCCAGAUGGGCCGUCAAAUAUUCGGAUCCGAGGGUUGUAAAGGAGGAUGUUGACGAACAAAGUUGAAAUUUAAUGUUUCGUCCCUUGUUAUACUUUAUUUUUCUGACAAGCUGUGAUACGACCAGUUCAUCUUAAGAUAUAAAUUUAAGAGGGACGAUUGGCUAUAUAGUUAUUUUUUGUCUGUAUAUGUAGUUUAGGUUAUAGAUGGCUUAUGUUAGUUUAGUUUCAGCAAACUAGCUAGCUAAAACACAGCUAGCUAGCUAUGACUUUUAAUUUGCGAUCAUAUAUAAUGUGAAAAUAGAGAGAUUCCACAAUUAUAAAAUACUAUCAGCUGCUGGGGUUGUAUUUCAUAAUACAAAAUAAACUCCAUGUCUUUAGUUGACUUUGUGCUAAUAUCUACUUCAUGAUGGUUCCAGAUGCUCCAAAAAUCCCACAAGCAUUGUUUUAUUUGACCAAUUUUUUCACUCUUUUUUUUGUGAGCGCUUCAACAGUAAAUAUAUGGCACCUAUAUUGUUCACAAGUUGUCUAUGCAACCUUAAUUGAUAGGUUCGGAUAUAAUUUUAAUUUUUUUAAUUGGUUGAGAGAAAAAACAUGUAUAUUUAUAACAAUAUAUUUAGGGGCCUUCUAAAUUUUUUUCGGGCCCUGUUAGAGGGAUAUCGCCGCUAAAGGGGGAGGGGGUCUGAAGCUUGAAAAAGAAAUCCGCUAAGGAUUGAGAAAUUUAAAAAAAAAUUUUUGUGGCCUGAACAUUCUUCGUUGUUCGUGAGCAUAAUUCCUCUUUUCAUCAAUUCUGAUAACUUUUAUCUACAAAACACGCCCCUGAGCCUUCCAAAAAUUUAUCCGAAUGUGUGUAUUUCACAGAUGGAAAUCCGCUAAAAGAGGGGGGGAGGGGGUCUGAAUCUUAGCGGCGAUAUCCCGCUAACGGGGCCCAAAAAUUUUUUCGAAGGCCCCUUAGGAGGAAGUACUAAAGAAUUAAAAUUUUAUCUGUUAGCUAUUAUAGUUAGUAAUCGGGUGGAAGAUAAAUCAAGAGGGUCUUCAUGUAUGUCUCACUGCUAGCUGCAAUAUAUUUAUUCUUGUAUGCAAUAAUUAAAGGGGUGUUUAACCAAAUUCUGUGAUUUACCAGCAUGGAUGAGUAAGGCCGUCAUCAAAAAUAUGUUGUGUUUGCGUCCUCCGACCGACUCACUUUUGGUAAUAAAAACCCGAGUCGGUAAAUUGGAAAAAGACCGGAAAAAAAUUUCGCAAAAUAUUUUUCAAAAAAAAAAAAUUUUCGCCAGAACUAAUUAAUGCAAUAUUGACAAAAACUUGCGAAAAUUAAUUUUGGUAAAAAUUAAUUCCUUUAGGGCACUCCUGUUGCUACUGACAGUUUGCAGGGCAGCGAAGAGUGGCGCUAUACUGUCUUGGCCCUGGGAACGAAUUUGCUUGCCCUGAUCUGAAAAUCCCAGUUAAAAAUACGCCUGACCGACUCAUUUUUGGGGGGUCUUCAGGACGCAAACACAACAUAUUUUUGAUGGUGGCCUAAAGCAGGACUGCCAGUUUCCUUCAUUGGCUAACUUUAAUUUAUUAAUUUUCUCGGGAGUACAAAAUAUAUAGCUAAUAGACCUAAAAUUAAGUUUGAAGCUAACUAUUCCCUUUUCUUUUAAAAACAAGUUUCCAAAAUUUUAGUAUAAAUUUCCUUGUUUUGCUGUAUUUCCUUCUUCACAGCACAUAUUCUUUCACAUUUUUUAGACUGUUUUGAAUUUUGAAACUAUCAAAUCUCUACACUUUGUUACCCAAUUAUCCUCUUCCAUUCUUUCCAAGUGUUGUAAGAAUACGUCUGUGCGUAGAAGUAGUUUUAGCUGUAAAAUUCCCCUUUUGUAUAUAAUUUAAAUGUUACGCAGUCUUAUUGAUUACGCACAAAAGUUUUGAGUAAUAUCAAUAAAACAAACACUCCGAACUGAAUAAGAAAAAAUAAACAUAGUAAAUCCACCUAACAAGAAUUGGGAUAAACUUUCUGCAAAGUAAGUAAUCUAUAAAUUGAUAGUCUUAUGCAAGGGGCAGUAUUUUCUUUGACUGCCUUCUUUCGCCUAAACAAUUCAAUGACAUCCAAGUGACAAAUAUUUUAGAUGCUUUAGUAAUGGACCGGAUUUCGCCCCGUACUGGUAACCAAUCGUUGGAAGUCAUCACUUCUCCAACCACUAAGCAGGGAGCUACUACAUCCACUGCUAAUCCGGAUCCUGCUUUUUUCUCCUUCACCCUACAAACGAGAAAGAGAAUGUGUUGGUUAAAUUGCUGGGCCCGUAUCCAUACAACGCUCCCUAACGUUAUAAAUGGUUCCCAAUGACUGGAAGUUGGAGCCCCUUGUUGUUAACCAAAAAUUAAAAACAUGUGGAGGGAACAAGCGUACAAAAACAAGAUCCAAACUAGAUUUUCGAGCAUUGUAACACCUUGUUUUGUAAGUUUUUUAUUAUUAACUGUGUUAAAAUGCGCAUGUAUUUCACAGCAAUCUUAUUACAGGUUGUCUCUCCAGAGGAGUUGCUUGUGGAACUAAAGGAAAAGGCUGAGAAGAAGUAGAUAGAUGUAAAGAAGCAGAAAGACGAAAAGAAGCCAACAGAUUAAAAAAGGUGAACAAAGAUCUGGCAAAGAAGCAAAAAGUGGAAAGUGAAUCAGAGGAAAUAAAGAAGGUAGCGAGAGAUUUGGUGGUGGGAGCGAGAGCAGAGAUAGUGAGUCUGGUGACGAAGAAGAAGAAGAGAUGAAAACAGACAAAAUUCCACCUGCAGUGCCAUUAGUAAACCAAGAUUUGCAUAGGGUUCUUAAAAGUUGCUGGGAGUUGAUUAACCGACCCAACUCUGAGCCAAUUUUGUGUGUUGGGAAGCUAUUACACGUUUUAUGUCUGACGAACCCGGUGCUAACAACUCGUAUUGUGUGUCUAUCCAAAUUAAUUUCUUUCAGCAUAAACUUAGCGUUACCAAUUUGAUUUUUAAAGAAUAUGAACCACCAAACAAGGACAUUUAUUUAUUUCCUGCAAAGGACAUUAUUGCCGGUCCACUGAGAGUCGUGUAUAAAGAAAAUAGACGGUGUGAGGUAGUGGAUUACCUAAUGGUUGUUAGAAAGGCAUACAAGAGUAUGAAAGCAAAGGAUAGAGAAGUACUCUACAACAAUUUCCUUUGCAAACAAAUCAGUUAAUAAACAUUUAAGAUGGAGUAGUUUUUCUUAUUUAGCUUCCCUGAGAUAUUUAUACCUACCCUGUAGUACUUGUCCACGUUGUCCGUCUUAAAGAGGUCUGUACUUUUGAAGGUCUGUCUUUAUAUCAUCAUUUCAACGCGUUGAUAUGUUUUGCACAACACCUUUUCUGAUGGCUGCGUAACAAAAAAAUUCUGUGGCGUAGUCAUUGGAAUUAGACGUUACACGCCUGGAAUUAGUCAUUACACACCUGCGUAAACAAAAGUUUCAUGUGGGUAACAAUUGCUGUUUUGAGGAACAAAUCAUUACGCAGCUAUUUAUAGAAUUUUGUUGCAAAAUCAUAUAGGAAACUAGACUGGAUUGAUUACGCUUUAUAAAUGCUCAUGAUUUAUGGGUUUUACCGCUGACCCUAAAGAAUUUUUUUGAUUUCAUUGUGAAGUGUGUAAGCAUUGGGACAUUCGACUAUAUAUAUACUUUGACAUUUGUUAUGAAUAAUAUGCAUUGUAUUGUGAUGUAUUGUGAGGAAGAUCUCAUCAAGAUGAUGUCAGCUAGGAUCACUUACUAAACAAUGCUCAUAGUCAUACAAUGUGAUGGUCGGAAUUGAAAAUUUAAAAUUAGCGGCAUGAUGUAAACAAGUAGGGUAGAAUGCAAAGGAUAAAAUUAACACAGGGUUUUACUUAUUGUAGAUGUAAUGCAUUAUAAAAACUUUGCAUUAUGGAAUAAUUAUGAAUAAUGAACUUUAAAAUUGCUAUCUUUGUUAUAUAAAAUAUCUGGCUACUGUAAGUUUACUAACCUUCCACAGUGUUCAAUUAAGUGCAGGAAUUGCAAUUAUUUGAUGAUGCUUAAAAUGCUGAAUUACAAGUGCUGUACCCUGCUAAUGAAAAAAAUAAGAAAACAAAAUGAACCAGAAAGUAGGCAUAACAUUUAACCCCAUUUAAUAUAUGGGCUCUCUUUGUGUCUUGAAAGUAUGGGAGGAAGCAUAAAGUGCCUGCUGUCCAUAUAGUCUGACAGAUAGUUAUGACAAAACUUUGUACAGUUGAAUUAAGACAAAAUAAAUGAUUUAGUAUAAUUAUCAGCAAUCCUAAUAUCUGAGUAAAUAUAUAUAUAUAUAUAUACCAUUUCCUCUAAUCUAUUUGAUAAAGUUUUUGGCAAUAUUAGCCAAUCUGUUUUGUUAUGUGUUGGUAUUUUAUAUUACAUCUUUCAUUUUUUUGCACAUGCAUAAAUAUUGGCAAAAUUCUUAAAAUUCUAACAUAUAUUUUACUCGGAUUAUGAUUGUGAAAAUUAAAGAAUUCAACGGGUGGUGUUGUGUUGGGUGUGGUAUGUUAAUAAUGUAUAUAUUUGAAGCUAUGUUUUAAUACCAUUAUUUAGUUCUUCUUUCUGUGUAGUAAAUGCUAUUUAUAAACCUUUUUUUCUAAUAAAUGCUGCAUUUGAGAGUUCAUUGUUUCUACAACUUUUCUUAGAUUAGCAGCCUUGUGCAUUACUUUUAAAUAGAGAGGUGCACUUAUGUUGUUAUGUUCCUUUUUUAGUUUACCUAACAAUAAUUGACAUGAACAAGUUCAUCACAACAUUGUAUUUUUUAAUUCUGCAAAUCAUAGAAGGGGAUGGUUUGUUUUGCUAUAGUUGUGUAGGCACAGGAAACAACUGCAAAUAUCCAGUAAAGGUUGACUAUUGCUUGAGUGAUGAUCAGGUGUGCUACACAGAACAAAGAUUUAAUAAAUCUAUGGUCACUAACAUUGAACCCUUAUUUAUACAACGUAAAUGUGAAAAACCAGCUGAAGGAAUUUGCGAAAUGAAAGAUGGUACUUUUUCAAGGACGUGUUUGCCGACUACGGGACAACAAGAAGUUUGUUACAGCUGUUGCAACACAGAUAGAUGUAAUAUAGACAACACAUCCAGUAGUGUAUUUAAUAAAAGCUCUCUCUUUUUGUUAUUUUGCACUUUUAUUUUAUAUUUACAUGUGAAUUGAGACCUUAUUACUUUCUUUGUGGGUUUAAGCAACAUUUUAUAUUAACAGUAGAUGACAAAUUAUUUUGUAUCCAAACAAAUAAUUUUUAUUCUCUAUAUACGUCUUUUAAAAAGUUUUUUAGCCUUGUUUUGUUUUCUUUUGAGAGAUACUUGGUGAGAUCGUAGAAAUAUAUACUGUUUCUUCAUAUUUCAAUUGUAAGAUAACAAGUUGAGAAUUUAAAUUAUAUUAUCAUUGUGGAGGUGGGGAUAACAAAAAGCAGUAAACAACGGUUGUAUGCACUUGCGUACAUAUUGUGAUUUCUCACUCCUGAUUAAGAAAAAUGCAUUUAUGAUCAGGUUUAUCUUGGUUAGCGUUAAGUACAUCCACGGGUAGCUAGUUCUUUUUGCAGUGUAUAUAAAUGAAAGCAAGAACACAUGGUUAACCUGUGUAUACACCAUCAUAUGUUUUUUUACAACAGUAUCGAAACAAUAGUUCCAAUGACAGAAGGUUAAGAAGUUGAUUUUAUGUUCACUGAUUUUUGUUGUUGUUAAAACUGAAACUUUGCAUGAUAGAAAGAAGUUCUCGUGCAUGUUAUAAAGUAUUCAUUGAUACUCUAAAAACAAUUAUAUACAAUUUUCUAUAUAGAGUUUAUUUUUUUAAUAUUUAACUUGUUCAGGUAUUUUUGAUGCUUUCGUGCCUUCCAUUGUGUUUUGAGAAAAUAUAUAUAUAUUAUCUCUUUAUACAUUAUUCAAUUUUAAUAUUCCUUAUAUAUGAAAGUAUAUUUAUAUAAUUAUUAGAUUGUUCGUCAAUUUUUGUUGAUUUCAAUUUUUAUUUGUUUAGGCUUUUAAUAUAAUUAAUUUUGUUUAUUUAAAAACAUAAUUUGUUAGUUAGAAGCCCUUUCUUUGUUAAAAACAGUCCAAUAGUAAAUGAAAGCUGCGAUCUAUUUGAAUAAACCUGAUAAGUUGUAUGACCUUAAAAUGCUUUGUGUUUCUUUUUUAGAAUAUAUAUAAAAAUAAACAUUUUCAUGAACUGUAUGGUUUUAACCCUUGAAAAGUUCUACAGCAUGCACCAGUGCAUUUUUUUUUUAUUCUUCCUGGUGAAGACAGUCUCGUCACUGGAGUGUUACGCUUGCACGAACAUCGAGAAACUUGGACAGCCUUACCCCAAUUGUUUAUUAAACCCGACUCUCACAAAAAACUGUUCUACUGAUGAGAUUUGCCAGACCAUGUACACGUUGGAGAAAGAGGGAACAAAAUAUAGCAUUUAUUCUGUGAACAGAGACUGUAAGAAGCCUAUUGAUGCUUGCCAUAAACCAUGCAGCGGAAAUAUAAAUUCUCUAAAUCGCACGGAAUGCUUUACAUGCUGCCAAACAAAUAAAUGUUUAUCAAAAUUUGAUAUUCCGAAAAGUGCAGCUUAUAUUGUCCGCCCAAUGUUAUUGUUCAAUUUCUUUGUGCUACUUUUUCCGUUUUACAUCAUUUAAUAUUUCUUUCCUUCCUUUUAAUUGAUGGAAUGAAAAAAAACCUAACUAACUAACUUGAUUUUUUGGGCAUUAUGUUUUAAACUUAAAGGGGAUGCAUAAUUUAGUGGCUAAAUCCCUUUACCAGUGGUGGAAAGUUUACAAUAUUCCAAAUAUUAAGAUUUUUGUUUUAAAUUGCUAAUAUCAUUUCUAAUUCUGAAAUUAUUUAUUUAAAUUUUAUACAGUGAUUGUAUUUGUGAUGAUUUGUUGUUGUUUUUAAACAAUUUAUAAAAUUUAUACGUGUAAAUAUAUUAUUCAUAUUAAAAGUAUAUUUAGUAAUGUUAUAUUUAGUAACAAGCUGGUUCAUAAUUUUUCAGAUGAUUUGUAUAAAGUUUCUUCUAAUUAUAUAUAUUUUUAUGGCUUUUGUGAAUUUUUAUUUUCUUGUUUUUGUGGACUGAUUUCUGUACAAUUGACCAUGGUUUAAUUAAAUUCAAGUACCAUUGGUAUAAUCAUGCUUUCACAGAGCAAUUUAGGUCUUAUAUUCUUUUUAAAAACACACUUCUAUUUCCCCUAGAAAAUAGGAAAGAAAAGUUUAACAGGAAUUGAAAAAGGAUUAAGAUUUAUCAGUUUGUUUUAUUAAAAAAAUGACAGAUGACUGUGGAUGUCUUGAAAUCUCCCUUAACGAAAGAAAUAUUUGUGAAACAUGUUUGGAAUAAAUUAUUGAAAUUUUGGACCUCAUUCGCCAAAUUACAUUUGUUAGAGUAAUCACAAAAAUACGUUUCGGAUUUAUUUUUAAAAAAAUGAUAAAUAUAAACAAUGUUUUUAAAUUCUUGAGAGCAGAAGUAAGGAUAAUGUAUUUCACUUUAUAUAUGAUUUUGUUGAGACAUGCAUUACUUUGUGUAGACGUGAUUUGUAGAAAUUUAUGUUCGUUUCAACGUAUAUUUAAAAAUGAACAUAUGAGGUUAUUUCUAUUUUUUUUUUUUUUUUUUUGUAAAUUUUGAGAUUAUAUUUUUAAUAAUUCUAUUGUGUGUUAUACUGAUAAUAAAGAAAAAUCAUUUGCCAUA